GCUCAGCCCCUCUCUUACUCGUCAUGCAGCACCUAGAAGUGAUACCCAAUAAUCCAAGGACAAACGAUCCUCCCUUUGGCCUUCUCGACAGGAUCCGAGCCACAGGCGUGCAUUUCCCAGACAGGCUAUGGCCCCCAAUGGCGUUCCAUCUUCGUGAAUUGAUCCAGAAGUAUUUGGUCCCUGGAAAGUUGAUCGGAAAACAGCUACCCGCUGCGCUUGACGCGCUAAUCCAGGAGGCGUGUGCCAAGUAUCCAAUCCUCGUUAGGUUCGAAAGCCAUUGGCCGAUCCGCGAAUACGUCAAAAACUAUCUGUAUCACAAUCAAUCUCGUGAUGAGUGGCCGAUGUUGUCACGUAGAACACAGCGUUCUCGCAGCUCGGAGGCACCCUCGCAGCUUCGCGGCCAGAACGAAGAAGAGAAUGUUAUCGACCUUUCUCGCGAUUCCGACGAAGAAGAAGGGGUCACCGUCGCUCGAUACGUCCGCAGUAGAGUAAUCGCGCAUCCGAGCAGUCGAAUGCGAGGCGAUGCGACGGCUUCCCGUGCUAGGCGCAUAUCCAACCUUGAGAACGUGCCAACAGCUCCUCCGCAGAGCCGAAUACAGGGAAAUUUGACGCAACGCCGGCGAGGCCCCGAACUCGAUCCUCUGGAUGCGUUGCUUGCGAAUGGGCCACCGAAAACCUUGCAGCGCUUGCGUCCGGCGCUGCGCGUGCUCGGUAUCCGGGAACAGGCCGACGUUGAUUCCAUAUGCGGCUCGGACGCGCAUGCCCGCGACGACUGGUUGGACCGGAAGCUCCAGGGUAUGGUCACCACCAACGAUGCGGGCAGCAUCACCCCCCUCGAUCUAUUCCUUCUGAAGCAAGCCUUUGUUGAACGCAAGAAGAACAUGGGAGCUGGCGACGUGGAAAAUGCGGCAUGA
Messenger RNA from Punctularia strigosozonata HHB-11173 SS5, 914 nucleotides. RefSeq lists its product as uncharacterized. The coding region runs from base 24 to 914 and encodes 296 amino acids. The transcript is spliced from 5 exons. The record is from RefSeq and is a predicted model, not a curated record. Lineage: Eukaryota; Fungi; Basidiomycota; Agaricomycetes; Corticiales; Punctulariaceae.